Messenger RNA from Coffea eugenioides, 937 nucleotides. RefSeq names its product heavy metal-associated isoprenylated plant protein 21-like. The transcript is spliced from 3 exons. The record is from RefSeq and is a predicted model, not a curated record. NCBI's taxonomy places the organism in Eukaryota, Viridiplantae, Streptophyta, Magnoliopsida, Gentianales, Rubiaceae. The coding region runs from base 103 to 561 and encodes 152 amino acids. Gene Ontology annotation, molecular function: metal ion binding.
CUUGCAGCAGUCCUGCUUCUGGCUGGCUCUUCUAGCUCUUUUUCUUAGCAAACCACUCGGAAAAAUAACACCAGAAUUUGGAUUUUCCUCUAAAAUAAAAUCAUGGGUUUUCUUGAUCACAUAGCAGACGUAUGCUCUGAUGCAGCUGACGAUGUGAGCCACAACGUAAAGCGUAAACGCAGGCCAUUGCAGACAGUUGAAAUCAAGGUAAAGAUGGACUGUGAUGGCUGUGAAAGAAGAGUUAAGAAUGCUGUUUCCCACAUGAAAGGUGUGAAAUCAGUGGACGUGAGCAGAAAGGAUAGCCGGGUGACUGUGACUGGAAAUGUUGAGCCGACUAAAGUCUUGAGCAAAGUGAAAGGCACAGGAAAGAGGGCUGAGUUUUGGCCAUAUGUUAGAUACAAUCUGGUGUCUUAUCCAUAUGCUCCUCAGGCUUAUGACAAAAAGGCACCAACUGGUUAUGUAAGGAAUGUUGUUCAAGCAAUGCCAAGCCCAAAUACUCCUACUGAACGCUACGCUUCACUUUUCAGUGAUGAUAACCCUAAUGCUUGUUCAAUUAUGUGAAGAAAAUUAAGGGGAAAAAAAAGUGUGGCACAAUGGUGACCUGCUGGAUGUUGAUCCCUUGCCAAAAUUGAGGUUGGAGAAACUGGCAUUUGUUGACACCUUGCCGUUUGGAGACACUAGAAGAAAAACAUUGAAAAAGGGCCAUGGCCUUUCUUGUCAAUAUCGGUUAUGUGCUUUUCUAUCUUGUCUAUUGCAGAUAGGAAUAAAUGCAAGAUACAUGAAGAAGAUCUAGCAGCAUCCUUUUUUCUUUUUUUUUUUUAGGAGGGGUGGGGGUUGAAGUGGAGGGAAAGGGAAAAGGGAAUUAAUUUUGGUGUAAUAUACAUCUUGUAUGAUAUGGUUUGGACCUUGGAGUAAGCUUAUUAUCAAAAACAGGAAA